This is a messenger RNA of Papilio machaon (common yellow swallowtail), 2455 nucleotides long. RefSeq names its product protein hook (gene hook). Bases 58 to 2133 code for a protein of 691 amino acids. Gene Ontology annotation, cellular component: cytoplasm; centrosome. Gene Ontology annotation, biological process: cytoskeleton-dependent intracellular transport; cytoplasmic microtubule organization. The transcript is spliced from 16 exons. Gene Ontology annotation, molecular function: dynein light intermediate chain binding; microtubule binding. The record is from RefSeq and is a predicted model, not a curated record. Lineage: Eukaryota; Metazoa; Arthropoda; Insecta; Lepidoptera; Papilionidae.
UUGUCAAAGUUGUCACAGAAACCAGUAGGAUUAAUCAAGCAAUCAUUUUCACCUAUAAUGGAAGUGAAUGGUGCAGUUUUAUGUGACAAUCUAAUCAAGUGGUUACAAACGCUAAACCUUACUGCUAAACAUGGAAAUCCAUCAGAUCUAUCAGAUGGUGUGGCCAUCGCUGAAGCUCUUACACAAAUUGCGCCUGAAUAUUUCACACCUACAUGGAUUUCCAAAAUCAAAACAGAUGUUGGACAUAAUUGGAGACUAAAAGUGAGCAAUUUGAAAAAAAUACUAGAGGGUGUUGUUGACUAUCAUCAGGAUAUACUAAAUUUGAGCCUACAAGAGUUUUCAAGGCCGGAUGUGGUAAAUAUAGCUGAAAAUGCUGAUCCAUCAGAUCUGGGCAGGCUACUACAGCUUGUUCUCAGCUGUGCUGUUAAUUGUAUCAAAAAGGAAGAAUACAUCACUCGUAUUAUGGGACUGGAACUAUCAUGCCAACGAUCCAUAAUGCAAGCAAUACAGGAACUGGAGACGUUGACGUUGGGAGGCAACCGCGGCAGCCUGCACAUAGAGCCCGCCGCCGACUCUGAUGCGGACAUGAGAGAAGCCCUCGCACAACGAUGCCAUGAUCUCGAUAACCAGGUGAAAAUCCUUCAAGAGGAGAAGAUGACGCUACUAAGCGAGGUGAGCCGGCUGACGGCCUCGCAGUCCGGGGCGGGGGGUAGCGAGGAGCGCGAGCUGGACGAGGCGGGCGCGUCGCUGGGGCCAGCGCACGCCGGCACGCUGCGCUACAGUCACAUGCGCGCGCAGCUCGACGCGCUCAAAGACGAGCUGGACAAGCUGGAGCUGCAGCGCGAUGACCAGCGAGCGCGCGCAGACAGCCUCGAGCGCGAGCUCGCCAUGGUCAAGCUGAGGAAUGAGGAACUACAGAUAGCGGCAUCAGAGAACGUAGUACUAAAGGACGAGGUGGACGCGCUGCGAGAGACGGCGGCGAAGGCGGCCGCGCUCGAGGCUGCGGUGGCCUCCUACAAGAAGAGGAUGGAGGAACACGUGGAUUUACGCAGACAGGUGAAGCUACUGGAGCGCGCUAACCUGGAGCACGUGCAGCGCGCCAUCGAGCACGAGCAGGCGGCCGCGCGCGCCAACGCAGUGCGCGCUCAGCUCGACAUAUACAAGAAGCAGGUAACAGAUUUAAAUGAGAAGUUAGAUGCGGAGAUAACGAAAGCGGACAAGCUGGAGAUCGAGAACAAGAAGCUGAGCAGUCGCGCGGCGUCGCUGCAGCGCGAGCGUGAUGCCUUGCUGCAGGAGCGCGCCACGCUGCGGGAGACUGUCGAUGAACUUCGCUGCUCCACAGCCUCCACAGGUGCUAGCGAAGGAAACGUGUCCAAAGAGAUGAUGCCGAACGAGUUGAAAGAGCGUCUGGUGCGACUCGAGCACGAGAACAAGCUGCUGCGACAGAAUCAAGGAGCACAGGCGGACCAGGCUUCAGUGCAGGCGCUGCUGGAGGACUACGCAGCACGGCUGGAGAAGCAGCGCGGUGUGAACCGUGAGGCUGCGCAGCGCAUCAUGCAGCUGGAGGCCGCGCUGGAGCAGCCGCACCCGCGUCUCGCCUCCGCCAUCGAGGACAAUCAGCGCAAAUCACUGCAGGUGGAGGAGCUGCAGGGUGCGCUGGGCGAGGAGCGGCGGCGCGCGGCCAAGCUGCAGGAGGCGCUGGCGGCGCGCGACGCGGACCUGCUCGCGCUAGAGGACAAGUACAAGAAGUGUGUAGACAAGGCCAAGGAGGUCAUCAAGUCAUUGGACCCCAGGACCAUCACCACUGGCCAGCAGUCAAUAUCGGACAUAACGCUGGGUUACUCGCGCGGUAACAACAGCGCGGCGGCCGCGCGUACCGACGCCACGCCCACCAACAACAACAGACACGAAUGGAGCGGAAGCGGCAGUGGUGAGGGCAGCGAGGAGGGUCGGGGGGGCAACAACGAGCAGCGGUUGCUGGUCUCCGCGUGGUACCAGCUCAGCAUGCGCUGUCACCGCGAGGCGGUCGAGCAGCGGUUCGCGCUGCUGGCCGGCGGACACUCGUUCCUCGCGCGACAGCGGCGCCAGCAGACCCGCUCGCGACCCUCCGCCACCUCCACGCCCGCACCCUGACCUCAUACCACAUACAUCAACACAUAGCGAUACCGGUGCAAGUCGUCAUACAACUCGUCAGUUGAUACAAACUAUAUAAUACUAAGGCGGAGACUCAAAAGGACAAUGUUGUUUGUGUGGUUCUUAACUUAAUAUAAGAUCAUAUGACGUGUAUGGUCUAUGGACAAUUUUUGUGUGAUUUAAAUACCAGUGAUGUCAGAAAUAACAAUGAAAAUGUAUUAAGGAAUAUUGUAAUUAUUGUGUGUGUCAAACAAAGUUGUAUCUAUUUUUUUUAUUAUAUAAAGGUUGAGUAACAUCAGACAGAACAAACGUAUGUUGUAGU